Postia placenta MAD-698-R-SB12 is the source of this 1648-nucleotide messenger RNA. RefSeq lists its product as hypothetical. The record is from RefSeq and is a predicted model, not a curated record. Gene Ontology annotation, molecular function: protein binding. Lineage: Eukaryota; Fungi; Basidiomycota; Agaricomycetes; Polyporales; Adustoporiaceae. Bases 75 to 1505 code for a protein of 476 amino acids. The transcript has 3 exons.
CCCCCAUAUACCCACUUAUCUAUUGACUAUUUAACCGUCUUCACCACAUCUUCCGCUGGGUCUUCUCUUGCAUAAUGGAUCCCUGUGUCUUUUCCACCUCUGGUGCCGCGACUAUGAGGCGCAUGUCGGCAGCCAAGGUCCCGCUCUCGUCCAGGAGCCACAUCGAGAGCCUUGAUGCGGGCUUGUCCUCGGUAAAUGGUGCGCGUGAGGUCAUCACGCAGAUACGGUCGCGGCAGCUCGUCACCAAGCUCAUUCUCGGACACAACGAACUCGGUGAUGAUGGCUGUGAGACAUUAUUUCGCUUCUUGCACUCUCCCCAGGGCCGGGGGUAUCCCGUUGCGGAGAUAAGCCUCAACUCAAACGGAAUUGGCGAUCGCGGACUGCUUGCAAUAAGCGAGUACUUGAAGGACAAUAUGACGCUGAAGGAGCUCUUUCUCCAGAACAAUGCUUUCGCCGGCGAACCGGAGGUCGUAGCGGCAUUUGUGGAGGCUUUGAAUACCUCCCGGCUGGAGACGCUUUCCCUGACAACUAAUCAAGCACUCGGUGAUACUUUUGCCGCUCAAUUCUUCCCCGUGCUCGACGCUCUGUUCUUGCGCGAGAUCCAGCUUUCGGUCAUGGGUCUUACCUACCAUUCUGCCCCGCACAUUAUUGAGUACCUCUCCUCAUCGCGCUGUCGUUUGAGCACACUCAGGGUCAACGGGAACCGCUUGGGAAUCCGCGGUGGGCGGGGCAUUGUGCGUGCGCUGCAGCGACACAACUUCACGCUCACAAAGCUAGAGAUGUACGCGAAUGGCAUAGUGGACGCGGACGCUUCCAGCGAAACCACUGGGAGCGACGACGACGGGACAGGCACGAUGAUGUGGGCGGACAAGCAGAAAGAACUCGAUCGACUCCUGACGCGUAAUAUGCACCUGAAACGAGCGACGGGGCGCGAGGCGCUGAGUCUCCUGCAGUACGCGCGGGCGGUGUUGCUCAGGCCGAGGAACGAUGGUACGGGGACCGGGGUGUCAGCGUGCAUGGCGCUCGUGCCGUCGCGGUCCCCGAUCCCGAUGGACAGCCUGCUCUCGGCCAUUGCGGCACCAUACGUACUGUCCCCCCCGGAGCCUGCAUUCCCCUUUCAACGCCUGCCCACGGAGCUGCAGCUGCACACCCUGUCAUUCCUCGCGCCAACAUUGUCCUCCGCUCAGCGCAUCCGGAUCUACACCUACGCCGCGUCACCAUCCACGCUCCCGCCUCUGCUGCCGACACUCUUCUCCCGGGAGAACGUGCCGGAUCUGUCCACUAUGCCGUUGGGGGGGAUCGGCGUGGGCGUGGGCAUGUUGUUGGGCAAGCGAGUGGGCAUGAGUUCACGCGCGGGGUUCGGUGCGCUCGACGGGAAGGAUGGCGAGGGCGCUGCUUCGCGGAAAGACGAGGAGCGCGCGCGGUGGCUGACGCUGAUGCGGUGCAAUGCGUUUGAGCUGGAGGAGGAUGGUAUGUGGAGUCCUAUUCUUGAUGGGAACAUUUAAGGUACAUCAGGCCAGGAUAGAGACGAUUAGAGGACAUGGAUUUGGCGGAGGCUGGCACUGGAUUUGUAGAAUAGCGACGUUGUAUUUAUUAGUAUGCAUAUAUGCAUAGAUGGAUAUCCUUAUAUUUUUCGCUUCGGGCAUAG